This is a messenger RNA of Mus musculus (house mouse), 1892 nucleotides long. It is a transcript of the gene Gjb6, whose product is annotated as gap junction protein, beta 6. Gene Ontology annotation, molecular function: microtubule binding; beta-tubulin binding; actin filament binding. Gene Ontology annotation, cellular component: plasma membrane; gap junction; cell junction. The transcript has 3 exons. Gene Ontology annotation, biological process: transmembrane transport; cell communication by electrical coupling; gap junction-mediated intercellular transport. The record is from RefSeq and is marked validated. NCBI's taxonomy places the organism in Eukaryota, Metazoa, Chordata, Mammalia, Rodentia, Muridae. Bases 393 to 1178 code for a protein of 261 amino acids.
GCUCCACCCGCACUGUCCCCGAUUCCAUUCCCGCUGUGAACCGCCGGCGCCUGAUCCAACCUACGCUCAGGGUAGGAGCUCUGAGUGCCGCUGCGAGCCUGGAGCCGGCUCCCACCGAGCAGGUGACAUUCCCACUGUGACCCUAAACAGAGCAGCAGUGCAGUGCCACCACCACUACCGCUGCUGAUGUCCAGAGGAGUAGGAGGGAAAGACAGAAGUCCUUGCAGAGGGAUUUUGCAGUGACUCUUGAGCUGGGCGCCCUGGAAGCCCUGGAGAACAAGACUCAGGUUUGGGUGUUUUGCUUGAGUCUGGUUUUCUUAUCCCUUCAGCUCUACAUCAGAGUGUGCUUUCCUCUUGGGUCUAUUAAAUCAUCACCAGAAUAAGCCUGCACGAUGGACUGGGGGACCCUGCACACCGUCAUCGGUGGCGUGAACAAGCACUCUACCAGCAUAGGGAAGGUGUGGAUCACGGUCAUCUUUAUUUUCCGAGUCAUGAUCCUAGUGGUGGCUGCCCAGGAAGUGUGGGGUGAUGAGCAGGAGGACUUUGUCUGCAACACUCUGCAGCCAGGGUGCAAGAACGUCUGCUAUGACCAUUUCUUCCCGGUGUCUCACAUCCGGCUCUGGGCCCUGCAGCUGAUCUUUGUGUCUACCCCAGCCCUGUUGGUGGCCAUGCACGUGGCCUACUACAGACAUGAAACUGCCCGAAAGUUUAUACGUGGGGAGAAGAGAAACGAGUUUAAAGACCUGGAGGACAUCAAACGGCAGAAGGUGCGCAUUGAGGGCUCCCUGUGGUGGACGUACACCAGCAGCAUUUUCUUCCGCAUCAUCUUCGAAGCCGCCUUCAUGUAUGUGUUCUACUUCCUCUACAAUGGGUACCACCUACCCUGGGUACUGAAAUGUGGCAUUGACCCCUGCCCCAAUCUCGUGGACUGCUUCAUUUCGAGGCCAACUGAGAAAACGGUGUUCACUGUUUUUAUGAUUUCCGCAUCCGUGAUUUGCAUGCUGCUCAAUGUGGCCGAGUUGUGUUACCUGCUGCUUAAAUUGUGCUUUAGGAGAUCCAAAAGAACACAGGCGCAGAGAAACCACCCCAACCAUGCCCUGAAAGAGAGCAAGCAGAAUGAAAUGAAUGAGCUGAUCUCAGAUAGUGGCCAGAAUGCAAUCACAAGUUUCCCAAGUUAAGCACUUCAAGGUCAAGUGUAGGUGAGCCCUUCUGAGCAUGUACCCUCUUUGUAGACAACAUUGAUCUGACAACUCCUCCUCUAGGUCAAGAGUUUGUCUAUAAGUGACUCAUAGAAAGUGGAUACUUGAGUUCGAUUAUUGUAGAACACCUGAGCUGUUCAUACACAAUAUAAGUCAAAAUUGUGGUCUAUCUCUGAAAACCAAGCCCUCGUGACAACUGGGCCUUGGAGUCACCUGGACAAGUCCUAUGUGAACUAUAUGACUUAGUAUUUCCUGAAACCUUAUAUAACUUGUUUAUAAAGAACAAUUUAUCUAAAAAUUAAUAGUUUUAUCAGUAAGAUAUUUUUAUAGGAAUGAAUAUUUUAGUUCUGACUUUGAAUUUAUAUAAAGUAUUUUUUUAAUGACUGGCCUUCCUUACCUGGAAAAAAAUAUACAAAGUUAGCUUUACAAGUGCACCCCAAGUAUCUAAAGUUUGAACUUGUAAAGGGUCUAGCAGAUUACAAAUAUUGUUUUCACUCUGUCUGAGGACAGUUUAAUGAGCUAGUGUGUGCUCUUAAGGUGGGAUGUGUUCAUUGGACAAUAUACAUUGCCGAUUGCUGAAUAUGAAUGGAAUCGAAGGAAGUGGGACCCUUUUUAAAAUGAGCCUUUCCACCUAUGGUGAACAGUGCAGACAUGAAUAUGAUCUCGCCAAUAAAGCUUGACCCUGUUGCUUCA